AUGGGGCAGGGACCGCAGGACGCUCGCUCGCGCCUCUCGCGCCACCUGGGCCUGCCUGGCUUCAAGAUCCUUGCCUGGCUUGCGCGGCUUCAAGAGCAAGGACGCUUGCGCGGCUUCAAGAUCAAGGACGUGCCUGGAGACAACAACUGCCAGUUCCACGCGCUGACCGACCAGCUGGAGCAGCUCGGCAUCAGCGGCUGGUCGGCCGCAGCCGAGCGAUGGACGACGGCUCCGUCGGCGAGCGAGUCCUUCAAGCUGCGCGACAGCGUCGGCGUCGAGGACUGGGACCGGUACAUCCGAGAGAUGUCGCAGCACGGGGCGACGCUGCUCGCGGCCUCCGUCAUCUUCAAGACGGAGAUCGUCGUCAUCUCGUCGCUCUCUCCCGACUACUGCCACACCAUCACGCCGCCGGACGGAUUUUAA
Emiliania huxleyi CCMP1516 is the source of this 423-nucleotide messenger RNA. RefSeq lists its product as hypothetical. The record is from RefSeq and is a predicted model, not a curated record. Lineage: Eukaryota; Haptophyta; Isochrysidales; Noelaerhabdaceae. The transcript has 7 exons. Bases 1 to 423 code for a protein of 140 amino acids.